AUGAUACGGUUGUCACACUACUUGAACAACGAAUUGAAGGCAGUCAUCGAUCCUAUUAUAAAACGAAAUGCGUAUUUUUGUCAUCCGGAGAACCUUCUUCUAACAAUGCUUUCUGAUGAUCGUCCUGCUAUAAGACAACUUGGCUUACGAAGAAUAUUGAAGGCGUGCACAAAAAUAUCUACAGACGUAAGGGAAUUUGUUAUUCCUGAAUUAGAUUUCGAUGCUAGUGAUUAUGAGCUUAUUAAUUGGCAUAAUUGCUCAGUUACAGCACCACCUCUUUUAAGUACUGCAACUGAUGGAGAUAUAGGAACUUAUCCUGUAGAUUUUUUGUCCUUUCCCUGCCAUACACAGGCAGUAUAG
Molecule: messenger RNA, 360 nt
Organism: Psylliodes chrysocephalus
Lineage: Eukaryota; Metazoa; Arthropoda; Insecta; Coleoptera; Chrysomelidae
Source: the annotation of a GenBank genome assembly